GAUGACAUGCUAUGAAAAAGAUUCUAGACUCGACGCGCAAGAGUUGCAAGUACAAAGAUACAUCUAAAAACUUGCUGGGAAUCGCAUGAAGUAGUCUUGGUCCAUCUGCUUCGGCAGAUUUUAACCCGCCAUCAUGUCUCGUCCAGAAGACACCCUUCCCCCAGAUCUCCAUUAUAAUGACACAGAAGCAAGGAAAUACACCACCUCUUCUCGAAUACAAAACAUUCAGGCUUCCAUGACCAACCGCGCCCUCGAGCUCCUCGCCCUCUCCUGCCCCUCCGUCAUCCUCGAUGUCGGCUGCGGUUCUGGCCUCUCAGGCGAAAUUCUCUCUUCUAUCGACCCUUCAGAAGGCGGUCCUCAUGUAUGGGUUGGAAUGGAUAUAUCAGCGUCUAUGCUCGAUGUCGCUCUUCAACGAGACGUGGAGGGCGAUCUGAUGCUCGCAGAUAUUGGACAAGGAGUCCCCUUCCGAGCUGGUAGUUUCGAUGCAGCGAUUUCGAUAAGUGCGAUACAAUGGCUUUGUAAUGCAGAGAGCAGUGAGGUUUCAUCGGCGGGGAGGCUAUCGAGAUUCUUUAACGGGUUGUAUGCCAGUUUGAAGAGAGGGGGACGAGCGGUUUGUCAGUUCUAUCCGAAGAAUGAGCAACAGAGGACGAUGAUCAGCGGCGCAGCGAUCAAGGCUGGAUUUGGAGCGGGUAUCUUGGAGGAUGAUCCUGGAACGAAGAAUAGCAAGCUCUAUUUGGUGUUGACGGUUGGUGGCUCCGCUGAUGAGGGAACUGGUGGGGAUAUCACUGGGGUGGUGAAGGGGAUGGAGGGUGUGGAUGUUCUGGAUGCGAGGAAGAAGCACAGAGAGAAGGGGAGAAGAGAUAUCAAGAAAGGAAGCAAAGCGUGGAUCUUGAGCAAGAAAGAGCAGAUGGAACGGAAAGGAAAAGUGGUGAAGAAUUCCUCGAAAUACACUGGACGGAAAAGACAUAUCACGUUCUAGAAGAUGGGAUAAGUAGAGCUGCAUUGCAUGGCGUACAGUGGAGUAAUUGAUUUUGAUACCAAGACCGGGAGCUUCAGCGAAGUUUCUGUGCAUGAGCUUAAGCCUUUGUUGUACAAGACCCUGUUUGAGCCUGCCAGGACUUGAAUCUUGUUGAAACAGCAAUGGCAGCAGCUAUAAAAAGUCUGCCACCCUGACAUGGUUCAGAGAAGCAUUAUUCUUCCUCAGUCAUUUGGAAUAAUCUGCGAACCUACAAGCAAAGCAAAAUCGCCAAAUUUCCCAGAUCAGCGAAUUCUUCCCGCAACCACUCCAUUUUAGCAAGUCAUCCAGCGUGCGUUUGACCAUCUUUGACCCUCUUCUCGCAACCGCAGC
Messenger RNA from Hyaloscypha bicolor E, 1348 nucleotides. Its product is annotated as S-adenosyl-L-methionine-dependent methyltransferase. NCBI's taxonomy places the organism in Eukaryota, Fungi, Ascomycota, Leotiomycetes, Helotiales, Hyaloscyphaceae. The record is from RefSeq and is a predicted model, not a curated record. The coding region runs from base 134 to 979 and encodes 281 amino acids. Gene Ontology annotation, biological process: rRNA (guanine-N7)-methylation. Gene Ontology annotation, molecular function: rRNA (guanine) methyltransferase activity. Gene Ontology annotation, cellular component: nucleolus. The transcript is spliced from 2 exons.